Molecule: messenger RNA, 1693 nt
Organism: Anopheles darlingi
Lineage: Eukaryota; Metazoa; Arthropoda; Insecta; Diptera; Culicidae
Exons: 6
Coding region: 107-1585 (492 amino acids)
Biological process (GO): protein processing; regulation of fatty acid beta-oxidation
Cellular component (GO): peroxisome
Molecular function (GO): serine-type endopeptidase activity
Source: RefSeq, a predicted model, not a curated record
AAAAAGUGAGAGUUUUUAACUUUUUUGAACAACUUCGUAUAUUUAGUGAUAAAAUAAAGGUGAUAAUUGCUAGUUAGAAUCAUUAGCAACUCCCACCGUUUUUAAGAUGAGGGUUCCCGGAUUUCCUAAUCAUGGAACGGUAUUUUACACCUCGGGAGGACACAAAACGUCGGCGGUUUUUGUCGGCGAAGAAUUCGUUAUCACCUCAGCGCUGAUUUUUAGCGACAACGUGGAAUAUGCGAAAACUAUCGCCGACGCAGUGCUACAAACCCCGCUCGUUGAAAUUAGCAAAACCCGAUGGCUCCAAAAUCUGUACCAGCUAGACUUUCGGAUUGUCCGGAAAAAUGGUAACGACUUGCAAGAGAGGAGAGUCCGUGCAUGCCAUAUCGUACACUCGCGACGGGCGAAGGCUUGCCUAGAGAAUUUGUUGAACGGUUUGCAAGUAUGCCUCGAUGGAGAGGCUAAGCCGAUGCAGGACUACAGCGCGCUCUACUCCAGCUUUCUUAUCCUCACCACAAGCUCUUCCGUGCCUCUUUGGAGAUCCGUGUCCGCUCUGCUGAAGCAGGUGACCGGAAGGAAUGAUGUGUCACUGAAACUGUUGGACAAAGUGGUGGCCAUCUCGACUCCAUUCGGCAACGAGUCUUUUUUCAACACGGUUAACGUUGGCCACGUGUGCAACAUACUCGACGACGAAGGCUGCGUGUUGCUUUUAGAUGUUCCUUUGAAUCCGGGCAGCGAAGGAGGAGCGCUUUAUGAUCAAAGCAUGAAGCUGCGAGGAUUUUUCAUAGGUUCUUCAUACAAGUACCGGGGAGAUAUCGUCAUACUACCGCUGGCCAUUAGUGUGGAUGAAAUCUUGUCUAUUGGCUGCAGCGAACGAAACUUGUGCCAACGCGUUCCGCACUCAUUUCCAUUGGAAGCAUUCCGUUCGGUGUGCAUGAUUGAUUCGCAAGGUUGCUGGGGAACCGGAUGCGCCUUCGAGCUGAAAGGCAAACGCUACAUCAUAUCUUGUGCCCAUGUCCUGUCGACGGACAACGUUACAUGCUUCUUCGGCGAUCAGAAAGUUAUGCAUCCUAGGGUGCUCUACAAAAAUCCCGUAUUCGACAGUGCAUAUGAUGUGGCGCUAAUGGAAGCGAGUUACGAUGAGGCACAACCAAGCGGAUGGUUUUGUCGGUUGGCCAACUACAUUCCGGCUGUUGGUCAGCGGAUUUACAGUGUUGGAUUUCCAGUGUUUAAGUCUUUAGCAAGUAAGCUAACAUUCAAGCCAUCCAUCAUACCGGGCCGGGUCACCAAAUACACCGAGGGCAUCCUGUUCACCGAUUGCUCCAUACAAUAUGGUCAAAGCGGAGGUCCAAUUUUUGAUGAAAAUGGUCUGCUGGUGGCCAUUGCUGUGUCCAACUUCAAGAGCUCUCUCGAUAAUCGCAUCUACCCUUUCCACAACAUGUGCAUACCGGUGCAGGGUAUUCACGCCACGUUAGCACAGUAUGCUGACACGGGAGAUAAAUCAUCGCUAGCAGCGCUGCAGGCGGAUUGGGACGUGCGAAGCUCGUGGAAGCUGAAACCGCCCAAGAUUUUAAAUAAGCUGUAAAGUGAUCGAACACAUGCUGCCGACUUAUUUUUGGAUUUUUGAAUGAGCAAUGGGUAGAUACAGGGGAUGGUGCUAGGGGUUUUAUCGGAAUAAAGAAAGCUAUCUUGU